AUUUAAUUAAGAUUCAAAACAUAUCCAAUUUUGAGACGAAAAGGUCAAAUUAGACGGAAUAUACUGAGACGAAAGUAGUAGCUUUUAGCAAGCCAAAAUGGAAUGCAAAUUAUACGGUACAACCGGCUGUGUAGAUCAAUGGAAGGAGAGGCAAGCCGAUGACGAAGAAGAGGCGAAUGCGGCAAAACCGAAGGAACGGUGGAGCUAUGGAGCACCGACGAUGGCUAGAAUCGAAGAACGAUGGAGCAGUGGGAUGAAGAAAUUUGACCUGGAACCGCCGUCAAAUGCCACUGUCCGUGAGCAUUGUUGGGCUCUCACCCUCACUUUCCUGUUGCUCAUUCCAUGUUUUUCGCAUCACGUGAUCGUCGCGACCGAAGCCCGUCGAUUAGGGAAAUCUAUGGAAAAACAUAACAAUGAGCUUAGCAAGAAGAAGAAGAACACGAUCAUGGCUAUGGCAGCGGAGGCGGAUGUUGGGCUUGCGACAGGUGGCUAUAGAAACGGUUGGAAAGGUGGUAUGGGUUCAGGUGGUGGGGGUUAUGGUCAGGGGUAUGGGUAUGGGAACAAUGGAGGGUGCGGUGGCGGUGACUGUGGAGGAGGAGGCAGAGGUGGCGGUGGUGGUGGUUAUUGUGAUGGAUGGGCGGGUGGUUGUCACGGAGGAGGUGGAGGAGGUGGAGGUGGUGGAGGAGGAGGGUCUGGGGAAGGCAGGGUAUACGGCCCGGGUGGGAAGGGUAAUGGGGGAUAUGGGGGAGGCGGCGGCGGCGGGGGUGGUGGUGUGGAUGGAGGUUAUGGGAAAGGUGGGUAUGGUGGUGACGGAAGCGGUUCCGGUGGUGGAGGUGGUUAUGGUGGCAAUUCUCGUGGCGGUGGCGGCGGUGGGUAUGGCAGUGAUACUAGUGGCUUUGGCGCUAGGAGUAGUUCUGGUGGUGAUAAUGGUUCAAAUGGUUAGAAUUUUAUAUGAGUUAACCAAAUACUACCAUAUAUACACACAUAAUAAGGGGUGGAUGUUACCAAUUGCAAAAUAAGGAUUAGUCCAGAGAUUAGAGUUACAACUCAAUCACCAAAUGUGUUGCUUGAUGGUGUUUACCUACUACCUUAAUUGUGUGAGUAGUCAACAACAAUGUCCACCAAUGCAAGAAAAUCAAUAAACAUUA
Messenger RNA from Cuscuta campestris, 1148 nucleotides. Lineage: Eukaryota; Viridiplantae; Streptophyta; Magnoliopsida; Solanales; Convolvulaceae. The record is from the annotation of a GenBank genome assembly.